This is a messenger RNA of Zerene cesonia (dogface butterfly), 2203 nucleotides long. RefSeq lists its product as uncharacterized. The coding region runs from base 71 to 2035 and encodes 654 amino acids. NCBI's taxonomy places the organism in Eukaryota, Metazoa, Arthropoda, Insecta, Lepidoptera, Pieridae. The transcript has 2 exons. The record is from RefSeq and is a predicted model, not a curated record.
UUAUAUCAUUUGAUAUCACAUUUCAGUCAAAAUUAUGUAAUAUUUUUCAAUUAUUUUUUUAUUCAUAAAUAUGGACCAACCUAGUACUGAAGUAUUUAAAACACCAUCUCCCGUGAUAGCUAGUCCGUAUGAAGCAAGUAUAAAAUCAUCUCAACACGAGACAAGUGUAAAGUCGCAAAAACUUUCUAUAUUGGAUGUGCCGCCGACCGUUGAGGAUCAAGUUAUACUCAAACCCUCUCCCCCUUCAUCUCCGUUAAUUAUGCCAAGUAGCCCUGUCAAAAAAUCCCAGAGUCCACUUCUUUUAAACCGAAACUCACCUCGAAUAUCGGUAAGAAAUGAAGGAAGUCGUAGGAAAUCAAGUCCAGAAAGCCCUAGAAGCGUAAGCCUGAAAUCGCAAUCUGUCAAAGAACAACUCAAUCUCUUAACAGAAAAUGAACAAAAUAUUGAUGAUUUAAUAAAGUCUUCUAAGUUCUCGGAGAACCCAAAAGGUUCCCCAAUACCCGUGCUGAGUAAUAUUAACAAAAUUGCAAGUAUGAGCAGAAAGUUAACCAGUGAAGCUAACGCACUUAGAGAAUCGAUAAAAAGUUUAAGUGAUGAUAUCAUUAAAACGAAGAAAGAACUUUCAGUUGAUACUAAUGAUAACGUAAACUUUCCAUAUCACCUAUUUCUAAUUGAACUUAUCAUAAACAAAAUUCACAUGAAAUGUGAUUGUUUCGAGUUGGAUUACAAUAAUCUUGUUAUAGAUGCCACAUUUUUAGGAAAACAGCCAAUAGUGCUGUACGAUUCUUCUUAUGGUAAAAUUGUGGAUUUUAGUAACUUAAAUGUUGGAAAAUCGAUUCUUUUUGCUAUGACCUAUGACAAGAUAUGUUGUAUUAAAGACUUUGUCAUAAAAUUACAGUUGACAAAACAACCUCCUUGCUCUAGUUGUGUUACAAAAAUCGCUGAAACGAAUAUGGAUUACACCAAAGAAUUUGUAAGUUUAAGGGAAGAGUUAUGUAAAAAAUGGACAGCAGAACAACCGCAGGACAAUAUAAUAUGUACGACCUCGACACCGCUCUCAAAACAACUGUUCUAUUUAUGCUGCGGAGACAAUGACCAUUGUGAUUCUAUUGGUAUGAUCGAAAUCACAACGCGGAUGUCUUUUCUUGGUAAAGAAAUCACUACAGCAUUCAGCGCCUCAACGAAAUCCCAAGGAACUUCGUAUCUUAAAAAAGAAGAUAAUGGUAUGACAAUGUAUUCAUGUCAGAAUGUAGAAAUGGACUGUCAGGGCAAGGUUCUAUUAGACGAAGAUGUCCUUACAAAGAGAGAGAUACAGCGCAGCAUGCACACUAUGUCAUCGAGACGAGCAGGGAGUCCAGUGUCACAACUGUCAAGUGGACAAGCAUCUAACAAAGGCUAUGUUCUACAAAAUAAUAACAUGUAUAAAUAUGACCAGGGUAGCAUGAACAACUAUGAUGAGAUAUUCUCAAAAGUAAAUGCAAACGAAUUAAGGAUCAGAGUACCAAAAAGCACAAGAGUUGAGAGGAAUGGUAAAUACGAACGAAUACAAGAGCUGUGUUCCUGUGAGGAAACACCAUAUAAUACAGGCGACCAAAUACAAUUUCAAUUGCCGAAAGAUAAGACUUCAAAUACAUAUACUUCUAACUUAAUGUAUACUCAUAAAACGUCGGACAGAAGAUAUGACAGCAGAGAUAGAAAAGUUAUUAAUGUCACACCAACAAAUUGUCCAGUGCCAGUUGAUAUGUCAAAACAAAUACACCCGCAAAAAGAUGUCUUCAUUCUCAAAAUUGGAAAAAAACUGGAAACAAAAGAUAAAAAGACAGAUCUCGAAAUAGAGCUUGUCACCCCGAAGGUUCCUCAACAGCAGCAAGUUAACAAUAAUAUAUCGCAGCAGUGUAGUACGAAUGAAAUUAAGUCAAAAGCAUCGAAAUCAAGUGUGAAAAAGGGAAAGAAGAAAAAAGGAAACAGUAAAACCGAUCUAACAAAGAAGAGCAAGGGCAAAACUACAAAGAAAUCUAAAAAAGCAAAAAAAUAAAUGCAGCAUAGAAAUUAGUGUUCAAUUUUCAAUCUGAUAUUAGUUUCAUUUAAAACAACUAAGUUCAAUAUAAAAUCAAAUAUACAUUGUGUGUCAUAUUUUUUUUCCUAGUUUAUAAAACCUUUCGACAUUUUCUAGCAAUAACUGUGUAUUUUAAAAUUAUCUAUG